Molecule: messenger RNA, 1977 nt
Organism: Xyrichtys novacula (pearly razorfish)
Lineage: Eukaryota; Metazoa; Chordata; Actinopteri; Labriformes; Labridae
Source: the annotation of a GenBank genome assembly
CUCAUUUAAGCUAGCCAAAAACACCUGCUUGGUUUACUCCCCUGACCUCCCACAAACCAUGCCAUUCAAAUAUCUCCAAAAACGUUGUUUUUUAACACUUAUUCUACUCUAAAAGUCACCAAUGCCGCUUUACAAAGUCCCCGGGGGGCGUGCUGUCCGGCCUGCGGCUCUCACAGCUGCCCCUUCCCGCGUUCCGACACUCACCCGGCGGUCUUUCCUCGUGUCAACUCGCCGCUUCAGGCGCGCUCUCAAGGCGGAGGUCGGCGUCCUUCUGACCACGCUUUCUGCGUCUUCGCUGGGAUCCCGGACAACGUUUGGGUUGAAACGACUCAAGUCAGAACAGUAAGACUUCAGGCCGCAGGUUGUUUUCCCAGUGUCCGUGCGGGUGCUUGAUGGUAGCAGGGCUUGACACUUGAUUUGUUUGAUUGUCUUACCUGGAGGCUGCAGACCCCCACCUGGUGUCCGUUUUCUUCUGCCUUUAUGUAGCCUUUAACCUCGUUCCUCUUAACAAAUAUGUCACACCACCAGACAAACUGUUAAAUGUAUUUGAAAAAUCUUGUCAUAAGAUAAGUUAUAGUGUGAAAGAAACAAGAUUUUAGGGUUGUCUCUUCGAAUGCCUUCAUAUUCAUGCAGCAAAGCCAGGCCCGAUAUCAGACAUUUCUCAUGUUUAAAACUUAGAGACUGAAUGUUUUUAAUUUUAAAUCACUACACCAUGGUACACUUUUGUACCUUUGUGUCAGUUUACAUUUAAAUAACUACGGCACAUCACAACACUUACUCUUGUUAUCCACUAAUCCUCUCUCAUCUGUUUCUUGUGUCUUCAGAUAUGUCAGCGAGAGCCUGUUUCAUAAGAAGGCCCCUUCAAUUCAAUCUGGGUUCAAGUUCCUGCUCCUGUUUUGUUUCCUGCUCUUUGUUGUGAGUUUCACCCUGUCUGACACUUGCCUAUCAUUGUGGGACAGCUCCAAACUGAACAUCCACAAGUUGCUCAAUCAGACAAGCCAGUUUUAUCUCCCCCCUCCUUCCCUCAGAGUCGGAUCUCAACUAAUCCUUGAAACAACUACAACAUCAACUACUGCGCUGCCUACUGAUGCACCAAGAACAACAACACCUACUGCACCAACAACUACAGCACCAUCAGGGAUUCAGUACCACACUGCUUAUCCUCGCAACUACCACUUUAUCAUGGAUAACCCAGAGGUGUGCAAGGACCAGACCCCUUUCCUGGUUUUGAUGGUUCCUGUGUCGCCAAAUAACAUAGCUGCUCGGAAUGCCAUCAGGCAGACGUGGGGCAAAGAGAAGCAGGUUCAAGGUCAGGUGGUACUCACCUUGUUCAUGUUGGGAUCUUCUGGAGGAGCCUAUGUGGAGCAGCAUGAGAAGCUCAAACAGGAGAAUGAGAAGCACCAUGAUCUGAUCCAGAGCGACUUCAGGGACACUUACAAGAACCUGACCAUCAAAACCAUGGUGAUCAUGGACUGGCUGGCCAAGCGCUGCCCUGCAGCAGCCUUCGCUAUGAAGAUAGACUCAGAUAUGUUCCUUAAUAUUGAUAAUCUGGUGAUCAUGCUACUUAAACCAGGCAUCCCCAAGCUGAACUAUCUAACAGGGAUGCUGAUGUGGAACCGGCCUGUUGUGCGCUCAAAGAAUUCCAAGUGGUACGUCCCAGUGGAGAUGUACCCAGAACCAAAGUACCCGACCUACACUCUAGGCAUGGGAUACGUCUUCUCCAACGAUCUCCCAGAGAAGUUUGUGGAGGCGUCGAAGUCAAUCAAACCCUUUAACAUAGAGGACGCCUACAUCGGGAUGUGCAUGAAAAAACUGGGACUUAAACCCUCAUCGCCGCCAAAUCCCUCUCAAUUCAGGGCCUACAAUACCAAAUAUGACCGCUGCACCUACUCUAAGGUCAUAACAUACAUUCUUGGAUCUUCGCAGCAACUGAUAAACUUCUGGAUGGACUUGAAGAGACCAGAACCUCCGUGUUAG